Eimeria mitis is the source of this 663-nucleotide messenger RNA. RefSeq lists its product as uncharacterized. Lineage: Eukaryota; Apicomplexa; Conoidasida; Eucoccidiorida; Eimeriidae. The record is from RefSeq and is a predicted model, not a curated record.
AUGGAUAGCUCGAGCUCCCUUUCUGUCGAUAUCCCCUUCAACAGCAGUAGCGGCAGCAGCGGCAGCAGCAGCAGCAGUAGCAGCAGCAGCAGCAGCAGCAGCAGCAGCAGCAGCAGCAGCAGCAGCAGCAUUUCCGUCGAUAUCCCCCUCAACAGCAGUAGCAGCAGCAGCAGCAGCAGCAGCAGCCGUAGCAGCAGCAGCAGCAGCAGCAGCAGCAGCAGCAGCAGUAGCAGCAAGCAGCAGCAGCAGCAGCAGGAGCAGCAGGAGCUGCGGAUAUCUGAGCUGCGUGGCUCUCAGUCUCUGCUGCGAGAGCAGCAGCAGCAGCAGCAGGAGCAGCAGGAGCUGCGGAUAUCUGAGCUGCGUGGCUCUCAGUCUCUGCUGCGAGAUGCAAAGAGAGAGGGGGGGACCCAGCUGCGGCCUCUGGUUGAUGGCUUAUCCCCCCCCUCAGUAGCAGAGGAGUCGAAACCUUCCUCUCUGCUGCAGGAGCGCGCAGCAGCAGCAGCAGCAGCAGCAGCAGCAGCAGAUGUUGACGAUGUUGCAGCUGCGUAUGAAGAGGAAGUAUGCGAAGCUCAGCAGGCGAUGAGCUCUUAUCUAGAAAAAGAAUUAAAGAAACUACAGGACCCCUCAUCAGCAUGGGUUUCUUUUCUUUCUCAACUAGCAGAG